Salvelinus sp. IW2-2015 is the source of this 1378-nucleotide messenger RNA. RefSeq names its product homeobox protein Hox-C12a-like. The record is from RefSeq and is a predicted model, not a curated record. Gene Ontology annotation, biological process: regulation of DNA-templated transcription. NCBI's taxonomy places the organism in Eukaryota, Metazoa, Chordata, Actinopteri, Salmoniformes, Salmonidae. Gene Ontology annotation, molecular function: sequence-specific double-stranded DNA binding; DNA-binding transcription factor activity, RNA polymerase II-specific.
GCUCUUGGUCGGGCCCGCCGAAAUGGGCGAGCAUAAUCUUCUUAAUCCUGGGUCCGGGUUUGUGGGACCUUUGGUAAACAUCCACACUGGAGACACAUUUUACCUCCCCAAUUUCAGAGCGUCUGGGGGACAACUGGCGGGUCUACCCUCUCUCUCCUACCCAAGAAGGGACAAUGUAUGCUCGCUCCCUUGGACCCCUUCGGAGCCGUGCAAUGGAUAUCCUCAACCCUACUUUAGCAGUCCCAUGCCCAUUAAUCCCUCUUUCAACCGUGCAUGUGAAAUCACCAGACAAGAUGAAAGCAAAUGUUUUUACAGCAACGGUGGCGGCAACAGGGAACCCUGCGCUGAAAGCGCAAUCCUCAAACGUGAAGAGAGGGCAAGAGGAGACUCCUCUUCUUCCAUAACGACGGAGCAUGGACAGCACAACGGGAUGGGCAACAAUGGUCCAUUUUCCAAGUACGACUAUGGCGCCGAGCAGUUGACCCAAGAUCCGCCAUCCUGUCAAUCCCUAGAAUCUGACUCCAGUUCAUCGCUGCUCAAUGAAGGGAGCAAAUCUUCUGCAGGCAUCGCUCAGGCGUUGACAUCCCCUGGCAAUCACGCACUAAGCACAGAAGCGGGUGGAGGCGCCCCGUGGUAUCCAAUGCACACCCGAACUCGAAAGAAACGUAAACCCUACUCCAAACUCCAGCUGGCUGAGCUGGAAGGCGAUUUCAUGCUCAAUGAGUUCAUCACCAGACAGCGGCGGAGGGAACUCUCUGACCGCCUAAACCUCAGCGACCAACAGGUUAAAAUAUGGUUCCAGAACCGGCGUAUGAAGAAGAAGAGAUUGAUGCUUAGGGAGCAGGCCCUGUCCUUCUUCUAAAAGGGAGAGAGAGGUGAAAGAGAGAUUGUGAAGCGGAAUAUAGGCAGGCAGUAUUUUAAAUUAAACGUACUGUAUUUUGGUGUUAUCAAAUUCGAUCGCAUAGCAUGCACAGUAUGAAGUCUGAUGUCCUUAAGAAGGAGGACGCAUCUGGUUUAUCACUACAUACUUCGAAAAACAUAUUUCCAAAUAUAUGUUUAUCUGACCUUGAGUCGCAUAAAACGUUACUAAAGUAGUGACAGUGCAAGGGGGUAAAGUAUUCCCUAGCCUGUAUUCCGUGUUCUUUGAUAGGCCUAUAGAAACAUCUAAUUAGUAAACGCCCUGGAAUGAAAGGCACAGUAAUUUGGGAAAAUAUAAUUUGUGAUUUGUAACUUUUUUGAUACAUAUAUAUUUGACUGUGUAGUUUCCCAUAACUUUACCAAUACAAUAACUACACACUUGUGGCUCACUCGCUAUGGCGGAACGUCCUAGAUCAACCAAGGUCACAAUCAUUGAAAAAAUGUUUUGGGACUAAUCAAA